Seriola dumerili (greater amberjack) is the source of this 2889-nucleotide messenger RNA. RefSeq names its product kinesin family member 5B (gene kif5b). Gene Ontology annotation, biological process: microtubule-based movement. NCBI's taxonomy places the organism in Eukaryota, Metazoa, Chordata, Actinopteri, Carangiformes, Carangidae. The record is from RefSeq and is a predicted model, not a curated record. Bases 1 to 2889 code for a protein of 962 amino acids. The transcript is spliced from 25 exons. Gene Ontology annotation, molecular function: microtubule binding; ATP binding; microtubule motor activity.
AUGGCGGACCCGGCGCCGACUACGAUCAAGGUGGUGUGCCGUUUCAGGCCGCUAAACAGCUCGGAACUGGCGCGGGGAGACCAGUACAUCCCGAAGUUUAAGGGGGAGGACUGUGUGCUGAUGGCGGGUAAACCGUACUACUUCGACCGUGUAUUCCAGUCCAACACAACUCAGGUGCAGUUCUACAAUGCUGUGGCUCAGCAGAUUGUCAAAGAUGUUCUGGAGGGAUACAACGGGACGAUAUUUGCCUAUGGGCAGACGUCCUCUGGCAAAACACACACAAUGGAGGGGAAACUCCAUGAUGAAGAUAUGAUGGGAAUCAUUCCCCGAAUUGUUCAAGACAUCUUCAACUACAUUUACUCCAUGGAUGAGAACCUGGAGUUUCAUAUCAAAGUUUCAUACUUUGAAAUUUAUUUGGACAAAAUCAGGGACCUGUUGGAUGUGACGAAGACCAACCUUUCUGUACAUGAGGAUAAAAACAGGGUGCCCUUUGUGAAGGGGUGUACUGAGCGUUUUGUGUGCAGUCCUCAGGAGGUCAUGGACGCCAUAGACGAAGGCAAAAACAACAGAAGCGUGGCUGUCACAAACAUGAACGAGCACAGUUCCAGAAGUCACAGCAUCUUCCUCAUCAACAUCAAGCAGGAAAACACUCAGACCGAGCAGAAACUCACUGGCAAACUUUACCUCGUCGAUCUGGCUGGGAGUGAAAAAGUGGGUAAGACUGGAGCAGAGGGCACAGUGCUGGACGAAGCCAAGAUGAUCAACAAGUCCCUGUCUUCACUGGGAAUCGUCAUCUCAGCUCUGGCAGAGGGCUCGUCUUAUAUUCCCUACAGAGACAGUAAGAUGACCAGGAUCCUGCAGGACUCCUUAGGAGGGAACUGUCGGACCACCAUGGUCAUCUGCUGCUCCCCCUCCGCUUACAAUGAUGCAGAGACCAAGACUACACUGCAGUUUGGACAAAGGGCAAAGACCAUCAAGAACAAUGUGAGCCUGAAUGUGGAGCUGACCGCAGAGCAGUGGAAGAGCAAGUGGGAGAAAGAGAAGGAGAAGAACAAGACCCUGAAGAACACUGUCACCUGGCUGGAGACCGAGCUGAACCGCUGGAGGGGCGGAGAGAGUGUGCCAGUGGACGAACAGUUUGAUAAAGAGAAGGCCAAAGCAGAGGUCCAGGCCCUGGACACUGCAACCAACAACGAUAAGACGGCACCCACGCCUGCCCUCAGCACCCUGCCGGGGGUCAAACUCACCGACGCUGAGAAAGGGAAGUGCGAGGCAGAGAUGGCCAAACUCUACAAAGAGCUGGAUGACAAGGACGAGGAAAUCAACCAGCAGUCUCAGUUGGUGGAGAAGCUGAAUGAACAGAUGUUGGACCAGGAGGAGCUCUUAGCUUCCUCCCGCCGUGACCACGACACCCUGCAGAAGGAGCUAAACCGGCUGCUGGCAGAGAACGAAGCCUCUAAGGAGGAGGUGAAGGAGGUGCUGCAGGCCCUGGAGGAGCUGGCCGUCAACUACGAUCAGAAGAGUCAGGAAGUUGAGAUCAAAUCGCGAGAGUUUGAGGCCCUCAGUGAGGAGCUGAACGAGAAAUCGAGCUCCUUGGCCUCCAUUGACUCUGAACUGCAGAAGCUGAAGGAGAUGACAAUCCACCAGAAGAAGAGGUUCACUGAGAUGAUGUCAUCAUUGCUCAAAGACCUGGCUGAGAUAGGCAUCGCCGUGGGAAGCAACGACAUUAAGCAACAGGAGAGCACCGGUCUCAUUGAUGAAGAGUUCACUGUGGCGCGUCUCUACAUCAGCAAGAUGAAGUCGGAGGUGAAGACGAUGGUGAAGCGCAGCAAACUGCUGGAGAGCUCCAAGGCCGAGAACACCCAGAAGAUGGAGGAGACGGAGAGCGAGCUGACUGCCUGCCAGCUCCGUAUCUCCCAGUAUGAAGCGAAAAUCAAGUCACUGACGGACUGCCUGCAGAACGUGGAGCAGAAGAAGAGACAGCUGGAGGAAAAUGUGGACUGUCUCAAUGAGGAAAUCGUCAGGAUCAGAGCCCAAGAGAAAGUUAACACCAUGGAGAAGGAGAAUGAGAUCCAGUCUGCCAAUGAAGUCAAGGACGCUGUGGAGAAGCAGAUCCAGUCUCACAGGGAGGCCCAUCAGAGGCAGAUCGGCAGCCUGAGAGACGAGCUGGAUACCAAGGAGAAACUCAUCACGGAGCUGCAGGACCUGAACCAGAAGGUCAUGCUGGAGCAGGAGAGGCUGAGGGUGGAGCACGAGAAGCUCAAAGCUGCUGACCAGGACAAGAGCCGCCAGAUUCUAGACCUCACGGCACUGCAGGACAGACAGGAGCAGGCCAGACAGGACCUGAAGGGACUUGAAGAGACUGUGGCCCGGGAGCUGCAGACACUCCACAACCUGAGGAGGCUUUUCGUCCAAGACUUGUCCUCUAGAGUCAAAAAGAACGCUCAGAUGGACGAGGAAUCAGAAGUUAGUGCUGCCCAGAAACGGAAGAUCUCCUUCCUGGAGAACAACCUGGAGCAGCUAACCAAAGUUCACAAGCAGCUGGUACGGGACAACGCUGACCUUCGCUGUGAGAUUCCAAAAAUGGAGAAGCGCCUGCGAGCCACGGCUGAGCGGGUCAAAGCCCUGGAGACUGCUCUGAAGGAGGCCAAAGAGAACGCAGCCCGCGACCGGAAGCACUACCAGCAGGAGAUGGAGCGCAUUAAGGACGCCAACAAGCCCAAAAACAUGGGCAGGAGAGCCUCAGCAGUGAUAGCCAAGCCCAUCAGACCAGGCCAGCUGCCGGGCGCCCCCAUAAACUUCAGCGUCAACAGGUCCAACCUCAUCGAGAAUAACCAGCCUGCUGGCAUCAAAGGCGGAGGCAACAACAGGCUAGAAAAGAAUAGAUGA